This is a messenger RNA of Drepanopeziza brunnea f. sp. 'multigermtubi' MB_m1, 1200 nucleotides long. RefSeq lists its product as uncharacterized. Lineage: Eukaryota; Fungi; Ascomycota; Leotiomycetes; Helotiales; Drepanopezizaceae. The record is from RefSeq and is a predicted model, not a curated record. Gene Ontology annotation, molecular function: metal ion binding; agmatinase activity.
AUGAAAAGUGCCAUCCUCAGCGUUGCCGCGCUGGCUACCAUCGCGAUUGCACAUGGUGACCACGCGAACCAAAUCCCCAUUGCCGGUCCCCAUAAAGCUCUGUGGUAUAACACCCUUCCAGGAGAUGGUGGGACCCAGGCUGACUCUGUCUUCUCUGGAAUCUCGACCUUCGGUCGUCUGCCGUACUUCCCCUGCCUGGCGUCCGACGAGGUGAAAUAUGACAUUGCGUUCAUCGGAGCCCCCUUCGACACGGGAACCUCAUAUCGCCCGGGGGCCCGUUUCGGCCCAUCAGGAAUCCGUCAAGGUUCUCGCCGUCUCAAUCUUUAUGGAGGCUACAACGUCCCAUUGGAGACCAACCCCUUCAGCAGUUGGGCCACAGUCCUGGACUGUGGAGAUAUCCCCGUCACCUCAUAUGACAACACCUGGGCUCUCACACAAAUCGAAGAGGGGCAUAACUCAAUCUUAACACGCGCCCCUGCCACCGACGCAAACAAGAAAGGGCCUUCAAAGAAUGGGAAAACAUUGCCUCGAGUCAUCACCCUCGGCGGAGACCACACCAUCACCCUCCCUCUGCUCCGCUCCAUCAACCGGGCUUACGGUCCUGUGUCGGUCAUCCACUUCGACUCUCAUCUGGACACUUGGAAGCCCAAAGUCUUUGGCGGCUCCCCGAGUAAGGUUGCUAGCAUCAACCACGGUACAUAUUUCUACCAUGCUGCGCAGGAGGGCCUGCUGGCCAACGACACGAACAUCCAUGCUGGUAUCCGUACGACUUUGAGCGGUCCCAGUGACUAUGAAAAUGACGGGUACUGUGGAUUUGAGAUUGUGGAGGCCCGGGAGAUUGAUACUAUUGGCAUGGAUGGUAUCAUUGAGAGGAUCCACGCGCGCGUUGGACACGACAAGCCUGUGUACCUGUCCAUUGACAUUGACACUCUUGAUCCAGCUUUUGCACCCGCCACUGGCACCCCCGAGACCGGCGGCUGGUCCACACGGGAGCUCCGAACCAUCUUGAGAGGGUUGGAAGGUAUCAACAUCAUCGCUGCUGAUAUCGUUGAGGUUGCGCCUGCUUACGACACCAAUGCUGAGCACACCACCAUGGCUGCUGCCGAUGCCUUGUACGAGGUCAUGAGCUUGAUGGUCAAGAAAGGGCCACUCAGUAAGAUGAUUUCGAGCGACGAGGAAGAGAGCAAGGAUGAGAUGUAA